UGGCUGACCAGGCGCUAGACAUACACCGCUCAGUAUGGCGCUCUCGUUCACCAGGGUGAGGCUUCGCUCAUGAAUGUCCUAUGGCGCUUCCAUUCAGCACAGACUCUCGCGUUGAUCAGCCCGGAAUCUACUUUGUUGAUCUAUUGCAAAUGGUCACCCUCGUAAUCCUUUCAUUCCAACUCGAUCGCCUUGCCUGAGGCUCUAACUAUGGUGAACUUGACAGACCACUUAACUUUAUCUUUUAAUCGACCCAUUUCAGCACAUCCAGGAGCAUAUAUCUUCCUUCUGCAUCCCACACCACUUCCUCUUCGGCCUUCCCCAAAAUUGUACCCACGACCACUGUCUCGCCACAUAUACUGUCUACCACGUUCACUUCAUCAACACAUUCUGUCACUCCAACAACGCUCUCCACAUAGCCAGCCUCCAGCAGUAUCCUGCCUAAAAGUGAUAUGGCAGAAUCUCAGUCCACAGCUCAAACAGUCGGUAGAGGAGAACACGACCUUGGAAUUCGCAUACUUGUGGCCGUCGUCAUUCUCGUUGGCAUCCUCCUCGUGUUUUACUUCUUCAUGAGGCGGCUUCGGAAGCAACAACAAAAACGGAUGCGAGAUCUCGAAAAUGGGUUGGUGGAGGUCAAGGAAUCUCAUGCUAUGAGAUCCUUAGAUGAUACUCUGAAAGGUGUCUCGGAUAGAUCCGGAAGCUGGGAGUCCUACCACUCAAGCCCGUUCUCUGGCAAGUUUAAUGUGCCUUCUGGUGUUGUCCCACAUCGUCUUUUCCAUCCAGGAAUCAAGCGCUCUCGUUCAAUCCAAAGUCCACAACCAAUCCGCCUCCAAUUGCCCUGCCAGUCAUUCUCCUAUCCACAUCUCAAACGAUAUCCAUCGUCGUCGAGUACCGCCUCCUUCAACUCAUACCUAAACAAACCCAUGUCACCAUCAACAACGAUGCAAACUCGAAGACCUGAAACUCCACCUCCUCCGCCUCAAGUAGAGGAGAUCAUAAUGAUGGCCACUACACCUCCACAUCUGCGCCAAGUAAGAUCUAUCUGGUCUUUUUCUGCCGCUUCGUCAGUACCGUCCUCGUCGCCAAGCGUCUACUCCACAACCCCAUCACGCCCAAAGCUAUUUGAGCCAUCGCGCCUCUCAAUCCCAAGGGACACCUCUCCGGAACCAUACUCUCUUCCUUCGUCUCCUUUACCCUCACCACCACUCAGCAUUCACGACCCCGACGAACCGCGACCAAGACUUCACUCCCUCCAACCACCCCCACAAGCACGAAAUCCAUCACCACCUCCGCCUCUCCCUACUCCAAAGAACACCCUACGCCAAUCAAUCCCCAUUGAACCCCUUCCUCUUUCCGCUGCACUCGGCCAGCACGAAUUUCCAAAUACAGAACAAGCACUCGCCCUCUCAACUUUAUUAUCCCUUCCUCCUUUCGUCGAGCGACCACUGACCGAGGGCUCGGAUUCAACAAUCGAACGAUGGCUUGACGGAUAUACAGGCACGGCCUCAGAGCUCGGGUCGAUCCUCGGAGAAAGCGACGCGGCCACCCAGCCUAGGACCCGGAGGAUUCAGUCACUGAGUCUCAUUCCGAGGGUUCAAUCGGUCAGAUCAUCCAUACGGCGACUUUCGGAGAGUGGGCCGCAGUGGAUUGGGGCUGCGUUUUAGAUCCGAGGGACGGGACGUAAUGAGAACUUAGUGGUGGGGAAUGGAGAGAAUGUUGUAAUGGGAUGAUAUUGGAUGAUAAUGAAGUAUGAUGUGUUCUAAUCCGAGAUUGUAACCGCUAUGUGUGCCGUGGCUGAACGCCUCGUUUUGGUGUACUGUAAUGCGUCUCUCAGGAAAAGGGAAGGGGUCUCAGCCGUGAAGAUGCGAUUGUUUCGGAAGCGGGUUCCGAGAUCCACAUGGCGUGCUGCAUUCCGCGACCCGUGUACCGAGGCGGUGGGACAUCAAGUCCUCAAGAUGCCAAU
Hyaloscypha bicolor E is the source of this 1960-nucleotide messenger RNA. RefSeq lists its product as uncharacterized. The coding region runs from base 450 to 1661 and encodes 403 amino acids. The transcript has a single exon. NCBI's taxonomy places the organism in Eukaryota, Fungi, Ascomycota, Leotiomycetes, Helotiales, Hyaloscyphaceae. The record is from RefSeq and is a predicted model, not a curated record.